AUGCCUUAUCAUCCCAAUUGCUUUGUUUGUGUUGUAUGUGCGGGUAGGCUUGAUUCUCGACCUUUCACUAUUGAUGUUCACGGUCGACUACACUGUUUAACAGAUUUCCAUAAAAGAUAUGCUCCAAGAUGUGCAUCUUGUGGGAGACCGAUUGUACCGGAUCCAGGGUGUCAAGAGGCUCGUCGUGUUGUUUCAGGAAAUUCAAACUAUCAUUUAGAAUGCUUUGGAGUACAAACGCUGCCUCAAAAUCAAAAUUUAAAGCCAACUGCAUUUAAAGUAAGCGGUAGUGUGGCUAGUUAA
Messenger RNA from Heterobilharzia americana, 300 nucleotides. NCBI's taxonomy places the organism in Eukaryota, Metazoa, Platyhelminthes, Trematoda, Strigeidida, Schistosomatidae. The record is from the annotation of a GenBank genome assembly.